GGCCUUUUGCUUCCUGUUCAAAUGGUGCAUACAGGGUGCGGGCAUUAAAAAAAAAAACGAAAAAUGUUCAGUGGGUUUUUAUGUUUUAUCUCUGACGCAUUUUCGCCUCUGCCUUUGUUUCCCCAUUCAGCGGAAGAGCUCGCAGAUUGAGAACCAGCGAGGCCUGAAAACCCUAGAAUUUAAUUCCGGCGAAUGAUGGUGAGAAGAGCUUGUAGAUUCCGACACUGACAAACUGGGUUAGGUUUGAUUAAAUUGUAGCUGUGAAUGGUGAUGGGAAAAAUUAGACAUAGUCUGUCAUUGGAUCCAAUUAGACAUAGCUAGGGUUCAAUUCAAAAAUUUUGCUAGGAAAUCACUGAGAUAGAAUGAAAUGGAUGGGAAUCUGGAAAUCUCGUUGGACAAGCUCCCUGUCAAGCGACUUGAAGCUAUUGAAGAAAAUGGUGUUGAGCGUUAUCCAGUUGAUGUAGGUUAUGAUGAGAAGCGGGUGUCACUAAUAAGGAGGGUUGACUUUGCUUGGGCAUUGGAGGAUGAAGACGAGAAGGAGAGGAAGAAGAAGCAAAAAAAGAGCUCCAAAGAUGCCUCCACCACUUGGCAGUGGCAGAGCAUGGUUGAGAACCUCCAACUUGCUCAUCAGGAGCUCUCCGUCAUCAUCGAUCUCAUUGGCACUGUGGAAGCUAAUGAUGCUGUAACAGUGGCUGGAAUGAUUAGGCCAAAGAAUGAAAAUCCGUCUGAUCUGGCUGAUUACCAAAGAAAUAAUUUGUCUCAUCUAGCUGUAUCGGCAGCUACCAAGCUACAAUGCUACCGGCAUCUUGGCAAAUACUUCAAGCAAUCUGCAAAGGCUUUGGAACAGCAGAUUGCUAGGGAAGCAAGAUUUUAUGGUGCACUGAUCAGAUUGCAGCAGAACUGGAAAGUUAAACGGCAACGUAUGGCGGCUUCAGCUCCUGGAAGCGAAGGUUUCACCAUUGAUCUUUUUGACAAUUCACUGUAUGACACAGCACCAAUAUCUAGGCCAUCUUCUCUAUCCACCAUCAGAAUUGAGCAUGACUCAGCUGGAAUGCUGGCUAUUAAUUUACCUCGAAAUUCAUGUCACUCUCUUCAUUUUGGUUUUGUUGGCGUUCAUUCUGCUUAUGGCCCGAAGGUAUCAAGUAACAUAAAAGCCAGCAGUUUGAUUGAGCAUCAUAGUGGAGACACCAUGAAAGAAUCUGCAAGUGAUGAUGAGUGUGUCAAAAAAACACAUUCGCUCCUUCGUGAAGUUCAUCAAGCAAUUUUUGAUGAGCAGGUGUUCAAUAUGGUGAAUCGUGAAGCAUUUAAUCAAUAUUUAGGAGUCAAUGUGACUGGCAUACGGGAAAAUUACCUGCAACUGAGCAUAGGACAAGGAACAUCUCUGUUCAUAUCACUUGUGCCAUCUGCUAAAGGGGAUGACAACGUUGACAGUGUCCAUAUCAAGGAUUUAGAAUCUGCAAUUGUACCUUUGGACUCAUUUAUUGAUGGUAAGUUAGGGGAAAGAGAGCAUGAUUCUCCUAAAAGGAAGUUGGAUUUCCCAAAUCGUAUGAGUUGUGAAAUUUAUCUGGAACAAGUUGUUCAUGAACAUGCAUUUUCAAAGAGAAAGGAUAAACCAAAUUCAACUGGUACUCAAGCAUCUGGUCCAUUGAAUGAUGGAUCCAGUCUUCUUGCCCAUUUCUGUAUGUCAGUUGCUCAUAGAAUCUUUUCAAACAGAGUUCUUAUGGAGCUGGAAAACGUGGUUUGUGGUGUGCCAUAUCUCCAGUUGAUGACUCAUCCCACUUGGCAUUCUCGGACAUCUUCAUGGACACUCUUUGUGAAGUUUCCACAGUCCAUUCUCCAUGCAGGCCUCCAAUACCAAACAUCAGAUAUCCAUGGCGCAAAGAAUGCCAUAAAGUCACAAUUUCGGACUAAGGUGGUGGUAAAUGAUGACCGCAUCAAUAUUCAAGGGGAAGGUGCUCCUAAUGUUGUUGGCUUCUUCAAAAGAAGUUCUGAGGAUAUAUGUUCCAUGAACAAAUAUGACUGUGAUUUAGCUGAUCUCUCUGUGAUAAUUCUGCAGCAGGUUGCUAGCCAAGUUAUUCGUUGGCUUCAUGAAGAAGCUCUGAUGGUGGGAAUAAAAGCAAAUCGUGAUUUCCUGUGCUUGACUUUUGAGCUAGAACAGGGGGAAACAGUUAGCCUGGUGGCCCACGUGGAUCCGGAUGAUAUUCAAGGUUGCAUCUCCUGGUGGCUGGUUAUGGAGGAUGGAUUUGCAGAGGAGCGUAAGCUUAAUAUGGACAUGUCCGAUGGUAAAUCUGAAUAUAGGAAGUUUUUGGGGCAUUUAUCGUUGGAUAUCUUGUACUCAACAUUGAUGGACUUGGUUAGCCUGUGCAGUGGAGGUGGGAACCAUUGAGCCUCUGACUGGGAUUUGCCUUAAUCAUCUGAUCUGUUAUGGCUGUUUCUAUACGAGAAUUAACAGAGUAAUUUACUUGUAACAUCUAAUCCUGAUUUAAUGAACUCGUAAGCAUAUUUGGUCCCCUUUAUUGCCAUUUCGAUACUGGCCCCACUAACGACUAAUCCCGAUCUAAGAUGAUAGGAAUUAGGAAGCUGUUUACUUUAGGGCGGGCGUUUGGAUGGGCGGGGAAAGUUUCUCCCCCACUCUCUUUUAUUUGGAUUUUUUAGAUUUAUUUAUGUAGAAAGUUUCUCCCCCCACUUUCUCUUUUAUUUGGAUUUUUUAGAUUUAUUUAUGUAGUUUCACGUCUUAAUGUUAUAACAACACAAUGAGGGAAAAAAUGAUGUUUUUAAUU
Molecule: messenger RNA, 2780 nt
Organism: Rubroshorea leprosula
Lineage: Eukaryota; Viridiplantae; Streptophyta; Magnoliopsida; Malvales; Dipterocarpaceae
Source: the annotation of a GenBank genome assembly